Molecule: messenger RNA, 855 nt
Organism: Striga hermonthica
Lineage: Eukaryota; Viridiplantae; Streptophyta; Magnoliopsida; Lamiales; Orobanchaceae
Source: the annotation of a GenBank genome assembly
AUGGCGGACACAUCCCAGCAAGACAUAGGGAAGAGCACCGAGUCUUGGGCCCAAACCGCCUGGGCCCUCUUAGAAUCUGUACGGCGGGGUUCUCCCCUGGUCCAGUGCAUCACGAACUUCGUCUCCAUGGAUCUCGUCGCCAACGUCCUACUCGCCGCCGGCGCGUCUCCGGCGAUGAUACACUCUAUUGAAGAAAUCCCCGAUUUCACCCCCAAGGUUCACGCUCUCUACAUCAACGUGGGAACACUCACUCCGGACUGGCUACCGGCCAUGAAGAUGGCCGCCCAGGUGGCAAACGACUGCCACAAGCCCUGGGUGCUGGACCCCGUGGCCGCCGGAGCCUCCCGUUUCCGCUUGGAGGCUUGUUUGGAGUUGCUGAAAUUGAGGCCUACGGUUGUUAGAGGCAACGGGUCUGAGAUUGUGGCUCUGUUCAAGGCCUCUGUGGAUGAAAAUUCCAAGGGUGUGGACAGUAACCACGAAUCGACUGACACCGUGGAAGCAGCAAAAUGUGUGGCUCGGACGAGCAGAAGCGUGGUGGCUGUGUCGGGGGCUGUGGACAUAGUGACAGACGGUUGGCGGGUGGUUGGUGCCAAAAACGGGGUCCCCAUGCUGCAGAAGGUGACGGCUACGGGGUGUGCGGUCACGGCCCUCAUCGCAGCUUUCGUGGCAGUCGACCCAUUGCGGCCGUUGGAGGCUGCUGCCUCUGCCAUGUCUGUGUUCGGACUUUCAGCCGAGGUGGGCAUGGCCCUGGCUGGAGGCCCAGCCUCUCUGCGUCUGCACUUGGUCGAUGCUCUUUACGGGUUGGAUCAGGCAAGCGUGGAAGCACGGGUGAGGGUGAGCAUCCACAACAGCUGA